AUCAAGUCCUGUGUUUUAGCACCAGUCCUUGCGGUUUGCGGCCGUUUAGCAUCCAGAAAGGAUCUAUGAAGAUCUGGAAACGCUUGUACUGACCAGAGAGAAAGGUUAUCAGGUUGUAGAAAUGUGUUCCAUCUGGUGUAAUAAAAUGACUCCAGUUUCCCAUGUUGGUUGAUGAAGGGUUUGUUUAGAAGAUCAUGUUUGAUAUUCCUCACAGUCCUUGUAUCUAAGGGAUGAAUUCUUGAGGUGGUGCUAACAGAAGGUAAAGUUUGUUCUGAAAUUUGUGAAUACUUAUGAGAAGGAUCACUGAUAGGAACAGAAAGGAACUCUAUGGGUAACUCUUGUUUGUGGAAGAUUAUUGGUCAACCAUGGUAAAACUUGCCAACCCACUUUACACAGAGUGGAUUCUUGAAGCUAUACAAAAAGUAAAAAGGCAGAAGCAGAGGCCAUCUGAAGAGAGAAUUUGUCAUGCAGUUUGUGCAUCCCAUGGCUUAGAUAAGAAGACUGUUUCUGAACAGUUGGAGCUGAGUGUCCAAGAUGGCUCUGUUCUCAAAGUUACCAACAAAGGCCUUGCUUCCUACAAGGACCCAGAUAAUCCUGGACGUUUUUCAUCCCUUAAACUGGAUGACAUUCCUAAACCCACUAAAGGAUCUAGGGGAACAUGUAACGAGCUUCGAAAUGUGGAUUGGAAUAAACUUCUCCGAAGAGCCAUUGAAGGGCUUCAGGAACCAAAUGGAUCUUCCCUCAGAAACAUAGAAAAAUACCUAAGAAGUCAACAUGAUCUUACAGGUAUUUUCAACAACCCUGUCUUUCAGCGGAGAUUACGACUGGGGGCCAAACGAGCUGUCAAUAAUGGGAGAUUAUUGAAAGAAGGACCUCAAUACAGGGUGAACUAUGGGAGCCUGGAAAGCCAAGGGACAUAUAAAUACAGUUCAUUUCCAGCAUCUCUCCCACCUGUCAGUCUUUUGCCUCAUGAAAAGGACCAGCCACGGGCUGAUCCCAUUCCAAUAUGUAGCUUCUGUUUGGGGACAAAAGAAUCAAACCGUGAGAAAAAGCCAGAAGAACUCCUUUCCUGCGCUGACUGUGGGAGCAGUGGGCAUCCAUCCUGUCUGAAAUUUUGUUUGGAGUUAACAACGAAUGUGAAGGCCUUAAGAUGGCAAUGUAUUGAGUGCAAGACAUGCAGUGCCUGCAGAAUCCAAGGCAAAAAUGCAGAUAAUAUGCUUUUCUGUGACUCUUGUGAUAGAGGUUUCCACAUGGAGUGCUGUGACCCACCACUUUCUCGAAUGCCAAAAGGUAUGUGGAUUUGCCAAGUCUGCAGACCAAAGAAAAAAGGAAGGAAGUUGCUUCAUGAGAGAGCUUCACAGAUAAGGCGACGCUACACAAAACCUAUUGGACGGCCAAAAAACAAACUAAAGCAACAAAUGUUGUCUGUUACCAGUGCUGAAGGAUCCAAGAAUGCAUUCCCAGGAAGGGGGUCACCUGGUAGGGGUCAAAAGACUAAAGUCUGUACCACACCUUCAUCUGGUCAUGCUGCAUCUGUGAAGGAUUCAAGCAGCAGAUUGGCUGUUACAGACCUCACCUGGCCUGGUGCCACCGCCACCAAAAUCACCACCAUCACCUCCACCUACAUACCUGCUGCUACACUAAACGUUAACAAGAAAACCCAAGGGCUCAUUGAUGGCCUUACUAAGUUUUUUACACCAUCACCCGAUGGUCGCAGAUCACGAGGUGAAAUAAUAGACUUUUCAAAGCAUUAUCGUCCAAGGAAAAUGGCCUCUCAGAAACACUCCUGUACUUCUCAUGUGUUGGCUACAGGUACAGAAAUCAAAAUAAGCAUCAAACAAGAAAAUUCAGAUCUGUUUGUGGUGGGGAGCAAGAACAUUGUUACAGAAGAAGAUUUGAACAUGUUUAAACAGGCCCAGGAACUUGCAAUGGAGAAGAUAGGUUGUAAAAAUGGUGGAGAAGUAAAUGGACGUUACCCUUCUGUGAUAGAAUUUGGAAAAUAUGAGAUCCAGACUUGGUACUCCUCACCUUAUCCACAGGAAUAUGCAAGACUAUCAAAGCUUUUCUUGUGUGAAUUCUGUCUUAAAUACAUGAAAAGUAAAAAUAUCUUGCUAAGGCAUGCAAAGAAGUGUGGCUGGUUUCAUCCUCCAGCCAAUGAGAUCUACAGAAGGAAGGAUCUUUCGGUGUUUGAG
Python bivittatus (Burmese python) is the source of this 2192-nucleotide messenger RNA. The record is from RefSeq and is a predicted model, not a curated record. Lineage: Eukaryota; Metazoa; Chordata; Lepidosauria; Squamata; Pythonidae.